GCAGAGCAUGGAAAGGCCACGCAUCAUAGGCAACCAGAAUUAAUUUUAUAUUGGCAACAUCUUCUCUCUCUGAGUGCCGAUAUGCUCUGCAGCUCUUCUUCUGCGACGCUUUCCAAGAAUCAUGGGCCCUCUUGAGUCGAGCUCAGCACUUCAGUCUGCCUCUCCGACCAGUUCUGGCCGGGCCUCUCCCAUUUCCCGGAAAUGGACUGCCGGUAUAGUUCCUUCUACAACUUCAACGUCUCGAUAGAAUUCAGCAUUUUUGCUGAUACAAAUCCCAGAUGAUACCCCGAGUAAAGACAAAAACUACCGCAGAUAUGCCUCGGGCGUGGAACGAGCGCUCUCUCUCUUCGAUACCAACUUGCAGGAAUGGGCCGACUACAUAUCCUUUCUAGGAAGGCUGCUGAAAGUUGGUGAAAUCCAAACUUCUCCUAUAAGAAAGCCACUAAUGUUGUCGCAUAGUCACUGCAAGCACGGCCAACCUCGAUCAGCGCUGUCCCGUCCAAGGCAAUUAUCGCAAAACGUCUGGCGCAAUGCCUGAACCCCUCCCUCCCCUCCGGUGUACACCAGAAAGCAAUAGAAGUCUACGCAUAUAUAUUUUCGAUGAUAGGUAAAGAUGGGCUCUCAAGGGAUCUUCCCCUCUACCUCCCGGGUCUAGCUUCGACGCUUUCAUUCGCGUCCCUCUCGGUACGAACGCCUUUCCUUGACCUUCUGGAGAAUUACCUUAUAGACCUUGAUGUGCAAUCCUUGCGACCUGCCCUAAAAGCAAUCAUACUUUCAGUCUUACCUGGCCUUGAAGAGGAGACAAGCGAGGAAUUUGAAAGGACAUUGAAGUUAUUGGAUGGCUUUAAGCACUCCGUGAGAUCAAAAGAUGGUGAUGAUCUCGGAGGAAGCCAUAAUAGUGCCGACGAAUAUUUUUGGCAGUGUUUCUUCUUGGCCGCGAUUACAAGCAAUACUCGCCGUCUUGGGGCUCUGGCAUAUCUGAUUCGAAAUCUUCCAAAACUUGGACAACCUCUACCAACGGGGAUCAACAAUGGAUCGUCAGAGGAUAUCUCGGCCACGACAUCGGAAAAGUUGACAAACUUGGUCACCUCCCCCGAGCCUGGUCUUCUCUUGCGGUGCUUUGCUGCAGGACUAGCCGACGAACAGCUGCUAAUUCAGCGUGGAUUUCUUGAUCUUCUCGUGACCCAUCUGCCACUCCACUCUCGGGUCUUGCAAAAGCGAGUCAAAAGGGAAGAUCUUGAACUCCUAGUUACAGCUGCCGCUGGUGUUGUUGCUCGAAGAGACAUGAGUCUGAACAGACGUCUAUGGACUUGGUUACUUGGUCCUGAACCUGUAAACGCGGAUGGAGAAGUGGGACUCGAAUCUCCUUCGUCCGUGGCUGCGGAUCAACUAAGCACCCAGGCGUCCUCGAGGACCCAAUACUUCGAGGAGUAUGGCUUGCAGCCGCUUACUGAAGCAUUGUUGAAAUUGAUAACUCGUGAAAGUACCAACCCUACAGAGAGAGCCAAACCGUUUCGAAUAUGUCUUUCCCUGAUGGAUAGGUGGGAAAUCGGCGGUCUUGUUGUGCCAGAUAUAUUUUUGCCUGUGGUUGAUAGUGUUCGCAAAUACAAGGAUCAAGCUGGAAGCAAAGCCGACUUUUCUGAAGUCCUUCGCAGUGCCAGCGUAUUCUUCGAUGGUGUAGAGAGCGGUUUGAUCUGGGCCGAGAUGGUUGGUCUGAUUGCAAAGGCAAUUGGAUCAGGGAAAGCAACUGCCGCUGAGAGAAUUGACAAGCUCUCACUUGUCAAUUUUAUGAUCGCCCACUUUAAUGUACGAGAAGAAGAGAUGGUGGUGAUACACGCCCCUUUGACCAUUCUUACUAUUUUGACCAUGAUGAAGGAUAUCAAGGAAAGAACAGGAAAGAAACAUACCAUUCCAGAGGAGGUUUUCAAGCUAGCUUUAAGCACUGCGAUGGAACUCGUGGAACUCAUCCCUGACCGAGCUUUUCAGACUCGACCGUCAACUAGCCAAUCGUCGGUUCCCACAAACACGGACGCUGGAAUUUGUCACAAAUCUGCUACGGAAAUACUGGAAAUUAUGAAGACAUUUUAUGUUGAGGAUCAAGGAAAUCUCGAUGCUGUCCCACCUCCGUUCUCUCCAAGUAGUAUGAGCCAGCUCCUGAUGAGAGAAGUGGGGGUUAUUACAAGUCAAAGUCUUUCGGAUCUAGUAUCAAGUGCUGAUGCUGGCACGAAGACCAAGCUGUUUGUGAUGAUGUUGAAGAAAAUUCCCAAAACAGAAAGCCUAGAUGUUGCGAAUAUACUCUCAUCUAUGCAUAGUAGAAUGGCAGACCCUACUCCAAUCCCGUUUGUAACUUUCACGUCGAUCGUGUCCCUUGCAACGAAUCUUUUCUCAUCCGCAUACUUAUCAGAACAAGAGCUAUCUGAUCUGAUAGACCCGUUGGUGCGCUUGGCCUGGUCUUACCUCUCGGCAGCACAACCCAAGUAUCAUGUUGAGACGGUCCGCUGUCUCUGGCAGCUUCAAAAAAGCUUGUCGUUAUCUAAUCGAGAGGUGGAAUCGACCAUUUGCUCACUGAUACUACAGCAUGAUAUCAAAGGCACUUUUGCUAUUCGGGAUGCAGAUCCUGGACGUAGCUUUAGUGUCCUCUGGACACACACACUUCAAGACAACGCAGGUCUCAUGGAAAGAAGAUCUUCCAAACUCACUGCCAAUGAAACGCAAGGAGCGAAUCGUGUGUCUGGUCCCGCACAUUAUCAGGUUAUGCUUUCGCGGCCUCUUUUCUUAUUCUUAGAUGCGCUCUUGGACGAGCGUACACAAUUAUUCAUGACAGUGAGAACGUGGCUACACAGUCUUGUUGGCAUUAAUAAGUUAGUAUUAGGAGACUUCUUCCUUUGUGUGGGCUUCUCUAAUGAUUGCAGACUUUUCAAUCUACUUGUGUCAAAAUUUGCCGAAUUCAAAUUUCUGCAGGCUGCACCUGUGGGUAAGCCUAGUUCCGCAGAAGAUAAUUUGACACCGUACAGCCCGGAAGAUGAUCUGGAUCAAUGUUUAUACUAUCUCCAAACUCUCUCAAACGUUUUACGCUGGUCAUCAGAUGGCAUGUGGGCUGCUCUCGCAGAGAAUACCAUUGCUCAAAAUGAAAGCGACCAUUUCCUUAGCAGAAUAAGUACGUUCAUAAUUUGUAUCCUACGGGCUUAUACUAACGUCUUCAGCUGGUCAUGAUAAUGAAGUCUCUCUUCUCGAAUUUUUCUUGCACAUUUGUUUAAGAGCUAUUGCAGGAAGUCAGCACACCAAGAGAACCGAGUUGCAAGUUAGAAUGAGCCAAUUCCAUAGGACUGCACUUACGACGCUGCAUCAAAUACUAUUAAGCCCUUACUCCAUACAAUUUGCUGGUCUGAAACUGGAGGAUCCUCUCAUUGAACGUUUGAGCCUGUCGCUUGGUGGACCUGAUCCCUUCAUCCAGGUCUUGUUGCUAGAUGUGGUGUAUGAUUCGCUUAGGAUCCGCAAUGCUGCAGCAGCCGCCAUGGAACCAGAACCUUCCACGACAGAGCUCAAGCGUCCAAAUACCCAGGAGAGUUCACAAAUCGCGAUGCCUUCCUCGGCAGUAGAUCGCGUCGAUUUAGGCCCAUUCGUGAGACACCCUCCACCACCCGCAAAGCUGAUGAAGUGCCUACAAGCAGGGUUUGCUUCGCCAAGCAGUAGACAAGUGCUCGAUAGUUGGGUCAGCUUCCUCACAGAAUGCCUUCCCUUCUAUUCAGGGAAUAUUUUUCAGAUUCUUAUACCUCUUGUCGAAACACUAUGUACCCAAAUAGGAGGAACAUUCAAAAGCUUGCAAGAAACUUUCAAGGACUCGGACCUUCAUGCGGGAGGCGUGGCCCCCGAGUCCACUUUGAUAUCGUUGCUUAAUGGACUCGAGCAAGUUCUUGCCAGAGGACAUGACAAACUACUUCAAGACGAGUCGAAAACUCCAGUUGUCAACAGUACAGAACAAACUCAAGGCUUCUUUGGCAACAUGGUUUCUAAUGUCUUUACAUCCGACGCUCCUCAGUCGAGAAGUGUCACUGCAAACAAUCGUCUUACAGUUUUGUUAUCCUUCCAGGAUGCUGUAAGAAUUUGUUUCCUCAUAUGGUCUUGGGGUGGAAAAGAAGCCACUGCCCAGGAUCCUCAAUCCGCUGCUUCAUUCAAUUAUACAUCCUUACGUAUGAGGAAUCGCGCUCGCAGACUUCUUGAACACCUGUUUGCAGCGGAAGCACUAGAGUGCUUAGAGACUGUUGUGGAGAUAUGGCAGAAGUCUCAACAAGAGAAAGCUGCGAAACCUACUAUUGUCUUCAACCUGCUCCACGUACUGGACGGCUCGAGUCCGAAGCACACAAUCCCGGCUAUCUUCAAUGCCAUCUAUAGUCGCACAAAUCCUUCUGCACUAGACCCUUCACGGAAAUCUACAAUGACUUCGUCGCUCAAUGACACAGACCUGGUAGUCUUCUUGGUUGAAUAUGCUCGUUCUUUGGAAGAUGAUACCAUGGAUGAGAUCUGGACUGAUUGCAUGACCUUCUUGAAAGACUUGUUGACCAAUCCCUUCCCUCAUAGGCAGACUUUACCAAGCUUAUUAGAGUUUGCCGCAAUCUUGGGGGAGAAAGUUGACAAUACUAAUUUUGGGGAGCAGCGCAAGAUGCGUAGAGAGCUGGGUGUAAGUUAGUAGUUACCGUAUAUGUUUCACAUUUACUAACAUGUGCAGGACAUAUUCCUUCGAUUACUGACUGCUAUAUUCACAACGAGACCAAUGGGAUUUCUAGAAGUUACAACUGAUACCGAAGAACGUUCUCUAUCGAGUACCGUAACUGGAUUAUCAAGACCUGAUGAUGUCGUGGGGAUUCUUGCGUCGAUUGCUCCAAAUCUACCCAAGAUCCUCGUCGAAUCCGACCGUGUUCUUUCUGCGUCAAACACAAUCUCGAAUAGUGUCAUUGGGCCAACAUUCAAAUCUAAAUCAUUUCCAGACAACGUUUCCAAAAGAACUCUCGAGUUGCUCUAUCAACUGAGUAGAUUGGCUAAUAACCAAAAGGCAUGGAAAAAGGAUCUCGGUGAUGCUUUCAAUGACCCAAGGUUCUUUUCAAGCCCUGUCGCACUUGUUGAAAGUGACUGGCUUCCGUUGUUGAAGCAAUGGACCAUGAGUGAUAAAGAACGUAUGCCAGAAAUACUUUCUCGAAUUGUUCCUCCGGCUACCGCUGGUAUCGUCUUUGGUGUCGGCGCAACAUCCGCUAGACUUGAAGCUGACCGAAAAACGCAACUAAAUCUGCGCCGGGCCGCUACACUCAUCCUCGCAGGACUAGAUGAUAGCUUUAUUGGGGAUCUGACACUGAUGCAGGAGAAGAUAGUUGAGCUGCUACCGGCAACUACGACUUCCUCGCCCUCUUCAACCACAAGGGCGGAUAUUUACCUUUUGCUUCGUGCGUUGGUUUUGAAGACCUCAACCAUCCAUCUUGCGCAACUUUGGCCGAUCAUCAACGCAGAGCUACACACAGCCAUAUCCUCCAUCGUAGCACCCGAUCACAGCGCCCUAUCCGAAACAUACACCAACACAUCCAUCCUCCAAGCUUGUAAACUUCUCGAUACACUGAUAUGCGUCGCUCCCGACGAUUUCCAACUCCACGAAUGGCUUUUCAUAACCGAUACCAUCGAUGCCAUCUACCGCAGCUCCACCUUCCCUCCUACCGCUCUCGCGGACGAGCUCUCGGAGGAAUUGGGCUCCCAUGCUGCGCCUAUAUCUGCGAUGCAGGAAACUUCUACGAUGCAGGCUAGUCAGAGUAAGAUGAGGAAACAGCUUAUUGGUCCGGGGGGCAUUAGUGAUGUGGGGAAUUGGGAGAGGAAGGAUGAGUUGGUGGCCAAGGUGCUUAGACCGUUCUUUGGACAGCUUAGUAUAUAUGCUUUUGAGAGCACGUAUGUGAUGGGGGUGGCGGACUUGGAGGGGUGUAGGAAGAGUCUGUUGGGGGAUCUUUUUGAUGAUGGGACGGUUGUUAAGGCGUUGUGA
Messenger RNA from Hymenoscyphus albidus, 6016 nucleotides. The record is from the annotation of a GenBank genome assembly. Lineage: Eukaryota; Fungi; Ascomycota; Leotiomycetes; Helotiales; Helotiaceae.